Juglans microcarpa x Juglans regia is the source of this 534-nucleotide messenger RNA. Its product is annotated as probable WRKY transcription factor 7. The record is from RefSeq and is a predicted model, not a curated record. The transcript has a single exon. The coding region runs from base 1 to 534 and encodes 177 amino acids. NCBI's taxonomy places the organism in Eukaryota, Viridiplantae, Streptophyta, Magnoliopsida, Fagales, Juglandaceae.
AUGGCCAUGAAGUUCAUGGAGUAUAGGAACAACAAUAGUAGCAACAACGAUUUCAGGACGAAAAUGGAAGAGAACGCUAUGCAGGAAGCGGCGUCUGGGCUUGAGAGCGUCGAAAAGCUAAUCAGAUUGCUUUCCCAGCAGAGUCAGCAGCAACAUCAAUACCAAUCAUUGUCUUCCUCUAGUUUGAAACCUUCGUUGGAAAUGGAGAUGGACUGCAAGGAUGUGGCAGACGUCGUUGUUUCGAAGUUCAAGAAGGUUAUUACUCUUCUGGAUCAGGCCAGGACCGGCCACGCUCGCUUUAGAAGAGCCCCUUUGGCUAAUUCCCAAAGCCAAGAGAAAGAGAAGCCUUCGGCUUCUGCACCCAACAAAGUUUACUAUGCCACCUCGAUCCAGCAGAUCCCACCUCUUCCUCACCACAACCUCAAUAAUCAAUACCAGUACAACGACUCUUUGAUGCCUAAAAAGAUCAGUGCGAUAAAAAAGGGCCAAACUCAAACUCUACAAAACGAUGGUGCGAACGCACAGUUUCACUAA